Messenger RNA from Micropterus salmoides (largemouth bass), 4399 nucleotides. Its product is annotated as DENN domain-containing protein 2A. Gene Ontology annotation, biological process: retrograde transport, endosome to Golgi. Gene Ontology annotation, cellular component: actin cytoskeleton. Bases 383 to 3553 code for a protein of 1056 amino acids. The transcript is spliced from 20 exons. The record is from RefSeq and is a predicted model, not a curated record. NCBI's taxonomy places the organism in Eukaryota, Metazoa, Chordata, Actinopteri, Centrarchiformes, Centrarchidae.
GAGGUAGGAGUUUGAAUGAGUGAGAGUAUGUUUGAGAGCUGAGGGUGCAGAAAGAGCUGUAAACAUUUUUAGCCCAGAGGCUGGACGGGAGGAAGGAUUUCCCUGACUUUGUUCCUUUUUCAAACUGUUUGUGUGCACUUGGAGCUGCACUCUGUCUUUCUCUGUGUAUGUAUAUGUGGGAGGUACAGGCAGGGGCUAUGCAAAGCAAGAGAAGUCGGAGGCAGGGGUAGGGGUGUACAAACCGUGGAAGAGAGAGAAAGAGGGAAACUACUCUGAAGGAAAGGAACCAUGCAAAUGGAUGCUAUCUUCUGCGGAGUCAGGUUACGCAAAAUGAGAAAUUACUCCAAGAGCACUUCAUCAGGGCUCACUCAGCUCAGAAAGGAUGCCAGCUGCUAGCACCAUGACUGGUGGGAGGGCCCUGCUGCUGUGUACAAACACUGAUAACUGUAUCUACCAAUCAGUCAACGGGCUUCAGUGCUGUGGCUUGAAGGUUGGGGAGGCUCCAUCGUCUGCAGUGCCCCAGCGCCAAGAGGUGUGCGGGUCACCAGGGGACACAGACAGGAGGGACGCCACUGUGUCCUACAAGCGUCCCCUCCCCCCCCUACUCAGCACAAGUGACAACCUGGGUCCUCUUGACACAAUGCUUGCUCACAGGAGAGCCAACACCACCACUGACCCUCGGACUCCCAGCAUGGAGAAUGGGCUGUGUGGCAAACUGAACCACAAGAAGAGUCCAGCGGGAGUCAAGACAGCCAGCAUCCGCGAUAAGAUCUCACAAUGGGAGGGAAAAAAGGAGCCUGGAGUAACUUCUACAGGGACAUGUCCAUUGAGUAUAACGCAGAAGGAAGUUGAGACGGUAAGGAAAAAGGAAUCCAAAGCUUCAGAGGUCCAAAGGACAGAUAGCAAGAGGUUUGUCAGCUGGGACAGACAAGACUCAGGGAAGGAGAAUGGUGGAAAGAUGGGGGAUCCAAGGCCUCAAUCUCCAGAAGGCCCAGCAAACAAGGAAAGAGAAGUGAUCCUAGAGAGGGGUUUUCGGGCUACCAAGCCAGCAGAACCACCCCAUGACAAGAAAAGUGUAUUAAUUCAUGUUAAGAAACUAGAGAAGGCAACAAAGGAGCUUCCUGACAGACCUUCACUGGCAUUUCCAGGGAAUUACUUUUGCCCUCCUUCAAAGGAGGAGCUGGAUGAAACAGAAAAGAAGGCCAACGAGCCCAUUUUUGGGACUUUUGAUGUGGCUCGGCCUAGCGGGUUGCGGAGGAGGAGGGAGGGGGAUCCAGAGAACGUGUACAGUGAGCCAGGUGCUCCGUCUAUAAACCCUCUACCUAAACCUCAGAGAACCUUCCAGCACCACACCCCCCCUACUACCCCAGCUUUAGGGCUUAGCUUGUUGAAAGGAAGGAGGAACUUGCCCCCUUUGCCCUCCAUUCCUCCUCCACCUUUACCCACAUGCCCACCACCUGGGGUUUGCAGGAGACCCUGGGCUGACAAACCCCGGGACAGCAGUAACAGGAAGUCCUAUGAAUUUGAAGAUCUCCUCCAGUCGUCUACAGAAAGCUGCAGGGUGGACUGGUACGCUCAGUCCAGACUGGGCUUAACACGCACUUUAUCAGAAGAGAAUGUCUACGAGGACAUAAUAGAUCCUCCAUCCAAGGAGAACCCAUAUGAAGAUAUAGAGCUUGAGAGAAGUUGUUUGGGAAGCAAAUGUGUUUCACCUGCCUCCUCAUCUCCUGUCCCUGAUACGCCAACUAAGCUCUGCUCCAAGCCCGGCUUCUUCCGACAAAACUCGGAACGACGAAGCUUCAAGCUCCUUGAACUACGCAAGACCAGCAGGGACACUGGCAUCUCCUCUCCCUCCCGUAUCAGCCCCCCCUCCACACCCAGCAGCCCUGACGACACCCCCUGCCUCUCUGGAGACCCAUACAAUCGCAGACGGAGGAAAAUCCCCAAGAUGGUGCUGAAAAUCAAUGGCAUCUUCGAGGCGCGGAGAGGGAAGAAACGUAUGAAGAGGGUGUCUCAGUCUACAGAGUCCAGCUCAGGGAGAGAUGAGAACAGUGAGUCGGAAAGUGACACGGAGGAGAAAUUGAAAGCUCACAGCCAGCGACUGGUGUCAGUCCAGUCCAUGCUGAGGCAGACAGGACGGUACCGGACCAUGGAGAGGGAUCUGAUGGAUUUGCAGGAGAGGAAACUCUUUGAGUAUUUCAUUGUUGUUGCACUCCACAAGACCAAAGCUGGAGUCCCGUACCUGCCAGAAGUCACACAGCAGUUCCCUCUCAAGCUUGAGAGGAGCUUUAAGUUCAUGCGAGAGGCUGAGGACCAGCUGAAAGUCAUCCCUCAGUUCUGUUUCCCAGACGCCAAAGACUGGGCGCCUGUCGACAACUUCCCCAGUGAGACUUUCUCAUUUGUCCUGACUGGUGAGGAUGGAAGCAGGCGGUUUGGCUACUGUCGGCGAUUACUGCCCAGUGGUAAAGGCCGCAGGCUCCCCGAGGUCUACUGCAUCAUCAGCCGCCUGGGCUGCUUCGACCUCUUUUCCAAGAUCCUCGAUGAAGUGGAAAAGAGGAGGGCUAUAUCCCCUGCUCUGGUGCAGCCUUUUAUGAGAGGUAUAAUGGAAGCUCCCUUCCCUGCUCCAGGAAGGACCAUCACUGUCAAAAACUUCCUACCUGGCUCUGGGACAGAGGUGAUAGAGCUGUGUAGGCCGUCAGAUUCUCGUCUGGAACAUGUGGACUUUGAAUGUCUCUUCUCCUCCUUGAGUCUACGUCUCCUUCUCCGAGUGUUUGCCUCUCUACUUCUAGAGCGCAGGGUCAUCUUCACUGCCGACAAACUCAGCACUUUGUCUCAGUGUUGUCAUGCAGUGGUGGCCCUGCUCUACCCUUUCACCUGGCAGCAUACGUACAUCCCCGUGCUCCCACCAUCUAUGUUGGAUAUUGUCUGCACCCCUACCCCCUUUAUAGUCGGCCUGCUCUCCAGCUCUCUGCCUCGACUUAAAGAGCUGCCCAUAGAGGAGGUCCUGGUCGUCGACCUCUGCAACAGUCGCUUCCUACGACAGCUGGAUGAUGAGGACUCCAUUCUUCCCCACAAGCUACAGGCAGCUCUCGAGCAUGUGCUGGACAAGAGGAGGGAGCUGGCCUGUGAGAAAGGAGAUCUGCCCAAUGACUCCAGCUCCCUCAGCACGGUGGUGUCGGAGGCUUUUGUGCGUUUCUUCGUGGAGAUGGUGGGUCACUACUCCCUCUUCAUGGGUGGAGCAGAGCGAGAGGAUGAGUGUGUCUCCUCCUCCACCAUGCCCUGUCCCAAUUCUUCCUCCUCCUCAUCCUUUCAGCGUGAGGCCUUUCGCAAAGCAGUCACUUCCAAGAGUUUGAGGAGAUUCUUGGAGGUGUUCAUGGAGACCCAGAUGUUCACCGGCUUCAUCCAGGAGAGGGAUCUGCGCAGGCAGGUCCUAGGUCUAUUUGAGGUGAGAGCACAAGAGUAUCUGGACUCGCUACCUGGGAGCGAGCAGCGAGGAGUCAACAAAUUCCUCAAGGGUCUAGGAAACAAGAUGAAAUUCCUUUCCAAGAAAUGAUGUUUGGAGUAAGGAUGUCAUCUGUGAAAGUAUGAAAAAGCAAGAUGAGGUGUGCAGUUAAAAAGGAGCAAGACGCACAGAAUGUAGAAAUGGAGAUGUGUCAAGGAAGACUCUUGAAGUGAACUGGACUCAUAGUUUGUGAACGUGAGGGAAUCUGGGGAAAGUUAGGGCUAACAGUGUUUCAUUAGACUUUUCCCCAGGUUUUGAUGUUUUACUGAUUACAGUCAAUCCCUGCAGUGUAUUACUGUAUAGCACAGCACAGUGUAAAUGUUUUUCAGAACAGUGUUCUCCCUUUUCUGGUUACUGACUUCACCUAUAAACCUGAGGGAGCGUCACUGACAGCCCCAUUUUGUACUAUAGUUUCCUAAACAUUCCAAGUAUUUUCUAUAGAAGCUUUUAUAAAUACAAAUAGUACAACUUCUUCGUCAACAGGAGGCUUUUAAGUUAAUUUAUAUUCUUUUUAGACAAACCUAAUCCUUUUUUUUUAAUUUUCCUUCGAAUGAGUGCAAAGAAAUCUCCUGUAGUUUGUAAUAGGCUUUAUUUAACAGAGUCUAGUCCAGACUGUUUAUAGACCACUUUGGGUUGUUGGGUAAAUGUGCCACUGUAUUAAGUAAGUUAACUUUUAUUGAAAAAGGAAUGAACACCAACAAAAACAAAAAACAAUGUGAAUACAUCUCUCACUUAUGUUUGAGUAUAUGGUUUGGAUAGACUCAAUUCUGAAGGAAGUUGUGUAUUGUAGGCCAAUUGGUAUCAAUGUGAUUCACAAAAGCAAUUAGGUUUGCCUUAACCUUGAUUGAGAAUGCAAUUGAACUUUAUAAAUAAAGGAAUUUGAAUUUUUUAAUUACA